Molecule: messenger RNA, 705 nt
Organism: Linnemannia hyalina
Lineage: Eukaryota; Fungi; Mortierellomycota; Mortierellomycetes; Mortierellales; Mortierellaceae
Source: the annotation of a GenBank genome assembly
AUGGAAGCAUCUGUUUCCGGACUAUAUCAUAGCUCUGACUUCUACAACGUUGUUAAGAGCCUGCUCCGUAAGCUCCUAUUCGCCCUGCAUCCGCAGAUUGAACAAGAUCGACACUGCCCACCUGACUUUGGACAGCUCAAAAUGCGAGUCUGGAUUCUGAUGCUCGACAGUGCUAAGAAGUCAGCUUUCUACACCGUCUUACAGAUCGUCAACCAGAUUCUUCUUUGGAUCGAACUUGAGAUGUUUGCGCCGCCGACAUCAGAACAUAUGGGUGAGUUGGUGUCCAAGGCCAGCACGAACGCACUCCAGCAUAUGGAGAGCACCUUCGGCUCCGCGACGUCAACCUCGUGUGGCCGGAAAGUCGACAUGAGUGUCCGCAUCCGCUUCAAGUCGUCUACGGCCAGCUCAGAGAUAUGCCGCAAGCAGCAGAAGAAGUCUGUGCGCCUAAAUGCCGCCAUCAUGCUUGAGCUUGAGUCAUGUGACCUGAACAUCAAUCAUUCCUACCCGAUCAUUGCAGAGGGCCAAGCCCUAGAACUCAACUUCUACACCCUACGGCGAUAUGGCAUUGUCCUGGGCGCCGGCAAGGCAUCAACAAAAGUAGCGUUGCAUUCGCAGGUGGAGCACCUGAAGGCGUUCUUUGGGCCCGACGUGAUCUUCAUACUACUAGCUUUUAAAGAGGCCUUUCAAGUCCAAAUUGUAAUAUAG